This is a messenger RNA of Leptopilina heterotoma, 1611 nucleotides long. RefSeq lists its product as uncharacterized. The record is from RefSeq and is a predicted model, not a curated record. Lineage: Eukaryota; Metazoa; Arthropoda; Insecta; Hymenoptera; Figitidae. Bases 244 to 1575 code for a protein of 443 amino acids. The transcript is spliced from 2 exons.
UAGAGGCGCUUGUGAUAGGAAUAGAAUUUUUUUUUUUAAUUUCAUGCACAAAUAACAUUAAAAAAUGAAUUUAAACUUUAACAUUAUUUAAAUUUUUCUCAGCUGAGAGCAAACGAUUUUGAUUGGCUCUCAGGCUGAUGACGUCACGGGCAUAAAUGAAAUAUUGUCUGCUGUGUAUUUACACAUGUGAUCAUUUUAUAUUAUGCAAUAAUUGUUUAAAAAAUCCGUCGAUUUCAAGUUAAAAUGGUAAAUAAAUUAGAUCCCGGAUUUGAGAAAGCCGAUACUACGAAUUUACCGAAAUUAAGUGUAUUUAUGGUUUAUGAGUAUAUUACAAAUAAUGAGCGGUAUAAUGCUCCCGAGGUUCGUGGAGUCAAAGCAACAUUAUCUUCAAGAGAAAAUUACGGCGACUCGGCAAUAGGUUAUGUUUGUGUAAAACGUCAAGGGAAAAUAUGUACAUUGAAAGGCAGAAUUUGUCCUGAACACAGAGUAAGAAAUAAAAAUUACACUGUAACGUUAAAAAUAGAUGAAGAGAAAGAAAUAGUAGAUAAAGUGGAAUGUCUUGAUUGUGCUGCAUCAUUGGGUGGAUGUAAACAUGGGAUUGCUUUUUUAAUGUGGGCAAACAGAAAAUACGAAUCGCCAUCUCCAACUGAUGUGGAAUGCUACUGGAGAAAAUCAGCCUUAUCGAAAGUCGGAGAUUCACAAAAAUUUAUUUUGGCUAGUGAAUUAAAAAAAAAGUCUAAUGAUUCAGUUGAAGAUUUCGGUGAUAAUUCAACGUUCUUAAACCAAGUACUUCAACAAGCUGCUGCCAAACAAUUAGAUAGCCAGCUGUCAAGACAUUCAUUUGAUUUAGAAGAGAGAAAAGUUCAUAUAUUGUCAAUACAUCAACUUAUAUUUAAUUUCAUUCAAUCCGAGGAAGAAACUUCAAUAGAUAAUUUUCUGAAGCAUUCCAAACAAUAUUUUUCUCAAGAUUUAUGUUCUCAAGCUGAACAACAGACUAGAAAUCAAGCAAAUGAUAUUUUGUGGCAUGAACUCAGAUUUGGAAGGGUAACUGCGUCUAAUAUUUUUGAGGCUAGUAGAUGUAAAACACCAGAAGGUAGUUUAGUCAAUCGAAUUAUAGGAGCAGCGAAAGUUUAUAACAGUGUUGAAAUGGAACGAGGGAAAAAAUUGGAAGAAAAAGUUAUAACUGAGGUUGAAAAACAAUUAAAACUUUCAAUAAAUAAAUGUGGUAUGUUUUUAGUUCCAUCUUUACCUAUGGUAGCAGCUUCACCAGACGGCAUAAAUUCAGAAUUUGUCGUAGAGGUUAAGUGUCCAAGCUCCGAGAAGACAAUAGAGAAUUAUUUAAAAAAUGGUCAGCUUAGUCAAAAAUGUAAAGCUCAAAUUAAUUUACAAAUGUUGGCUGCUGAGAAGAAAAAAGGACUUUUCUGUGUCGCAGAUCCGAAGUUUGAGAAUAAUAAAAAUUUCCAAUUCGUAUGGGUUAAAUAUGAUGAAAAUUUCACAAAUAAAAUAAUAAAAAAUUCUGUGGACUUCUGGAAGCAAAAUAUUUUUCCUGCUUUAUUGAACUCUUUUGGCAACUGAUUUUUGAGAUCAUUAAUAAAUAAAUAUUUUACUAUA